AGUGCCCCCUGCGUGUGCAUUUAAAAAGACCGCGUGGACGGGUUCCGGCAGCCGCGGGGAGGGCUGGGAAACGUCGGGCGCCGGGCGCAAUGACCUCUCGACAGAGCAAAUUGGCUGUACAUUUGGCCGGUCGCGGGGGAAGAGGGCAGUCAGUCCUCUAGAAACAAACCCCCCGCGAGCCAACCCCGAGGCAGAAAUAUCCCCGGGCGCCCGCGCCGCGCGCCUCAGAUAUGGCAUCUGAACAGAGCAAAAAAGCCAAUACUGGCGCCGACGAGCGCCCGGUCACCCUGGCAGACCUGCCGGGCGACGUCCUGGCCCACGUCGCCGAGCUCACGGGGAGCAAGCUGGGCGACGCGCUCCCGCGGCUCCGCGCGACGUCGAGGGCGCUGGCGGUAAAAAGCGCCGAGUCAACCUUCAGCGCCAUCGAUGAAAUAACCCGCCCACACGCAGGUCACGCAAGAUCUAAGUAGGGGCGUCGCCAAGUUCCUGGGCCUCGCGCUGCCGAAGAAGAACGGGCGGCGGACGCGGAGUCAAUCCGAGGACCCCUGGCGCUCCCUGUGCAACGCUCUGAAGCGCAAGAAAGAAGCCCUCAAAGCGAACCGGGACAAGGAGGUCUGGGCGCUCUGGUUGCGCAUGCACCGGAACGACUGUUCGACUUACUUAGCUCGGGCGCUGCGCGAGGACCCAGGAAUAGUCCACCACGGCCUCGACUUCUUCGCGGGGCGGACUUUGCUAUUUCUGGCGUCGUGGCGCGACCGCCCGAAGUGCGUGAAGAUGUUGCUCAACAGAGGAGCCUCGCCCGAAAUGACCGACGACCUCGGCUGCUCGCCGCUCAUCGUGGCGUCCUGGGCCGGCGCCGUCGAGGCCGUCGGCGAGCUCGUCAAGAACCGGCCCGCGCGGCGCACGCUGCUGUGGCGCGGCGAGCCGCCGCAGCAGUCGUCGUGCGGCGGCCGCGCGCCCUACACGGCGCUGCAGUGGGCGCUGCGCAAGAGCGGCGUCGCGACGUCGUGGCCCGAGAAGGAGCGCUUCGGCGCCGUCAUGGAGCUCGUCGAGGAGGCGAUCUUCGUGCCGCUCGCGGGCGAGGAAAGGAUUGGUGGGGGCUUCGUGGUGGGGUGAAUAAUGGGCGUGCAUCCCUUCAUUCUAACUCCGAUGGACCCUUCUGCCGACGGCGCGAGGACGUCGCGCGCCGUCGAGAAAAACGGGUUUUCCAUGCUGGUUACGACGUACUACGAGCUAGCCUGCCGCCCGUCGGCACACACAUCGGCCUCGCGUCUUAUUCGUCGUCCAUAAGGCGUGGUAGUGCUCGCCGUCCCCUCUUGUCGCCGGCGGAAAACAAAGGCUUCGCCGCAGCGGCGAAACGGCCACCUCUCUCACCGCCAAAGAGAUGGUCCAGGUCACGAGCGCCCUGCUGGCCAUCGCGGCGGCGGCCGCGAGCCUCGCCGGCGGCGCGACGGAGAC
Molecule: messenger RNA, 1458 nt
Organism: Pelagomonas calceolata
Lineage: Eukaryota; Pelagophyceae; Pelagomonadales; Pelagomonadaceae
Source: the annotation of a GenBank genome assembly